Molecule: messenger RNA, 618 nt
Organism: Ostertagia ostertagi
Lineage: Eukaryota; Metazoa; Nematoda; Chromadorea; Rhabditida; Trichostrongylidae
Source: the annotation of a GenBank genome assembly
AUGGACCCGGUGUUGAUUGCCGCCGUCGAAAGGCACGGCGAAGCGGCUGGAGGCACUGGGCCACCAUGUCGAGGAGGCCGUGCCGGAUUACGACGCCGAAGCGACGGGCAAGGCGUUCGGCACGGUGAUGUGCGCCAACACCUUCACCAACAUCCAGGUCCGCGCCAACGGUCGCGUGCCCGGGCCGGACGAUCUCGAGCCGGUGACGCGACUCUACGCGGAGCAGGGCGCCAGGAUCGGCGCUCACGACUACAUCCGCGCCGUACAGACCUUCCAUCGCGCCGGCCGGCAGCUGGGCUCUUUCUUCGAGACGUUCGACAUCCUCCUGUCGCCGACCAUCGCGCGCCCGUCGCUGCCGCUCGGCGCGGUGCGCAUGGACGGCACGCUGGAGACGUACGAGGAGGGGCUGGCGCCGAUGGUGGCGUUCACCGCCGUGUGCAACGCGACCGGCGUCCCGGCCAUGUCGGUGCCGCUCGAAUGGACCGAAGACGGUCUGCCCAUCGGCAUGCAUUUCGUCGCGCGCUACGGCGCCGAGGCCACCCUGUUGUCAUUGGCCGCGCAGCUCGAAGGGGCGCAUCCGUGGCGCGAUCGGCGGCCUUCCGGAGAGAAGCGACAUGA